GUUAAACUUGCAAUGAGUUUAUUUGAUUCUACAAAUGAAAAUAUAAGGCAAGUUAUAAUAAAUUUAAAGCUUGGAAGAUUAAUUAAUACAGCAAUAGCGAAAACCAAUUAAAUGAAUUCGAACACGAAGCCAAUUAACGAAUUAACGAUCGUCAUUAGUUUAAUAUUAAAACACAGUUGACGUUAUUCAUGGCGUUAUCAAAUAAGGAUCAAAUAUGGUAUUGGCGAAGACUAAGAGAAAAAAUGCAACUUAAAUACAAAUUAAAAUCCGAACCAGAAAUAUACGAUUCAAAUGAUGAAGAACAGCCUACAACUUCCAAACAAAAUAGACAAAUGUUAAAAGUUAUCAAUAUAAAAACAGAUACAAGCGAACAAAAUACACAAAAAGAUAGAAGAUGCCAUUCAACGGUUACGGAUACAGAUAGUGAUGAUGAAGAAAUACUUCCAGUUUCAACAUCUGUGUCUGGAAUGUUGCCAAAAUGUCAAAUUCUACAAAAGCUACAAACGACAUUGCCAACUACAACAACAAAACAACAGCAACAACAGAUACAAUCGCCAACUAUUUUGUCUAACAAUUCAUCUGCAUUAAUAGCAUUUCAACAAUUGGCAUCAAUUUCCUCAGCUCAAUCCCUUAAAAGCUUUUUACCUAACCUGCCAAAGCAUUUAAUCAAUAGCGAUAGUUUGGUACAAACUAAUCGUACUGGUAAAUUACCGAGACAAAGUACAAAGCGUUUAUCACAAUUUGAAGCAAACCGUUGUCCACUUUGUUCGCGUGUCUACCGUUCCCAAGCCUUUCUGAAUGAGCACAUGCGUAAGGAACACUCCAUUUUAAUAUAAAUAGGUAUUGUGGAGACUUUCGGAAAUUAGAAAAGAAUUUUUCAAAAAUUUUUAUUAUAAAAAUUAUAAUAUUCAUAAAGGU
Messenger RNA from Teleopsis dalmanni, 918 nucleotides. RefSeq lists its product as uncharacterized. The record is from RefSeq and is a predicted model, not a curated record. Bases 189 to 836 code for a protein of 215 amino acids. The transcript has 3 exons. NCBI's taxonomy places the organism in Eukaryota, Metazoa, Arthropoda, Insecta, Diptera, Diopsidae.